Messenger RNA from Zalophus californianus (California sea lion), 1353 nucleotides. RefSeq names its product keratin 25 (gene KRT25). Gene Ontology annotation, molecular function: structural molecule activity. The record is from RefSeq and is a predicted model, not a curated record. NCBI's taxonomy places the organism in Eukaryota, Metazoa, Chordata, Mammalia, Carnivora, Otariidae. Bases 1 to 1353 code for a protein of 450 amino acids. Gene Ontology annotation, biological process: hair follicle morphogenesis; intermediate filament organization. The transcript has 8 exons.
AUGUCUCUUCGACUCUCCAGUGGAUCCAGGAGGGCCUGUCCCCGUCCUACUGCAGGAUCGCUCAGGCUCUCUGGCGGGGGAUCUGGCUUUGGAGCGGGCAAUGUCUGCAGCCUGCCUGGAAUUGGAAGUGGUUUCUCGUGCGCCUUCGGGGGCAGUUCAUCAGGGGGAAAUGCAGGGGGAGGCAAUCUCUGUGCUGGCUUUACACUGAAUGAGGGGGGCCUCCUGUCAGGCAAUGAGAAGGUGACCAUGCAGAACCUCAAUGACCGCCUGGCCUCCUACCUGGAGAAUGUGCGUGCUCUGGAGGAGGCCAAUGCCGACCUGGAGCAGAAGAUCAAGGGCUGGUACGAGAAAUUUGGGCCUGGUUCUUGCCGCGGUCUUGAUCACGACUAUAGUAGAUAUUUCCCGAUAAUUGAGGAUCUGAAAAAUCAGAUCAUUGCUUCCACCACCAGCAAUGCUCAUGCUAUUCUGCAGAUCGAUAAUGCCAGGCUGACAGCGGAUGAUUUCAGACUCAAGUAUGAAAAUGAGCUGGCUCUUCACCAGAGUGUGGAGAGUGAUGUCAAUGGGCUACGCAGAGUUCUGGAUGAAAUCACCUUGUGCAGAACAGACCUGGAGAUUCAGUAUGAAACCCUCAGUGAGGAGAUGACUUACCUAAAAAAGAACCAUAAGGAGGAAAUGCAGGUCCUGCAAUGCGCGGCCGGAGGGAACGUGAACGUGGAGAUGAACGCGGCACCCGGGGUGGACCUCACCGUCCUGCUGAACAACAUGAGGGCUGAGUAUGAGGCCCUGGCCGAGCAGAACCGCAGGGACGCAGAGGCCUGGUUCAACGAGAAGAGUGCUUCGCUGCAACAGCAGAUCUCUGAGGACGUUGGGGCCACAACCUCAGCCCGGAAUGAACUGACCGAAAUGAAGCGCAAUCUCCAAACAUUGGAAAUUGAACUUCAAUCUCUCUUAGCCACGAAACACUCCCUGGAGUGCUCCCUGAGCGAGACUGAAGGCAACUACUGUGCACAGCUCGCCCAGAUCCAGGCUCAGAUCGGGGCCCUGGAGGAGCAGCUGCACCAGGUCAGAACCGAGACGGAGGGCCAGAAGCUGGAGUACGAGCAGCUGCUCGACAUCAAGGUCCACCUGGAGAAGGAAAUCGAGACCUACUGCCGCCUGAUUGAUGGAGAGGAUGGGGCUUGCAAGUCUGGAGUUUACAAGUCUAGAGAUUAUGGAUCUGGAAAUGUGGGAAAUCAAGUCAAAGAUCUGGCCAAAGCCAUAGUGGUUAAGAAAGUUCUUGAGGAGGUAGACCAACGAAGCAAAAUACUCACCACCAGGCUCCACUCCCUGGAAGAGAAAUCUCAAAACAAUUAA